UCCACUCGCUAUCAAGCCAGUGCUAUCAUAUUACUGGAAGCCAGAUCUAAGCUCAUUUGCUGGUUCUCACACAGCAUUAACUGUAACGAGCCCUCCAGUAAAAACCGGGAGAGCCACGUACUGCAAGACACCAGCAGCCGCAAGCUGCCUCCGCCGCGGGCUAGGAGAGCACAAGUGAUCAGGUGCCAGGCUCUUGUGAGGACGCACUUUUAUCCGUAGUGCCGCCAGUGUAACUCUUGACCUGAAGGUGACUCAAGAGUGCCAUCGAGUCUGUGAUCCAUAUCUUCGGCGCCAAUGAGGAGGUGCGGCGCCCCCUCCUUGCAGGUGUCUCAGCAUCGAUUGACCCCAAGGUGACUCUUGACUUUUACAAUACUGACGCUCCGUCAAGAUCAUUUCUUUUGUUACGCACCUCAGGGGACUCUUACUGUACGCGCUCCUUCGCGGUCUUGAGCACGACUUAGGCGCUACGCCGCCAGUGUUUACCGCUUGACCGACGAUUGACACUGGCGCAGUUUUGUCGGUCAGGUUAUUAAGACGCAACAAUUAUAUUGUCGACUUGUUAAAGGGUUGUAGGAGAGAGAGCGUAGUGACGGGCGUGACCGUGCGGGCGGCGGCGAGUGUCACCUGAGGGCAACGAAGCGGUGAGGGCCAUGGUGGGGCAUUAGGUCAUGAGCGGGAGCCCCAGGACGAACCAGCCCUUCUCCGUGACCUCCCUGCUCAGCCCUCUAGAUACCCUGGCCUCUACUGUGGACGUUGCAGCAGCAGCAGCAGCCGCAGCAGCAGCAGCAGCAGGGCGGGGCUCCAGUGGCAGCAGCAGCACCAGCAGCAGCACUUUCGCUGCCUCAGGGAUUGCCACUUCGGCCUCCGUCAACGACUUCGCCGCCGCCAUGCAGAACCCCUACGGCAUGAGCCCUAUGGCGCACAUGGCGCAGUUCGGGACGCAUUCCACCUACCAGUACUGCAACACGGACCUCUCCCACUACGCUGCCCCAGCCUCCGCCUCCUGGUACGGCACCUCUACCUCCGACCCAAGAUUCGCAAUCUCUCGCCUGAUGGGGGGCUCGAACGUGAACAUGAACAUGGGGAACAUGACGUCACUCUCCACCUGCAGUAUGGGGGACAACAAGGCCAUGCAGUUCCCACUCUCUCAGCGGAGGAAGAGGCGGAUACUCUUCACGCAAGCUCAGGUGUACGAGCUGGAGAGACGCUUCAAGCAGCAGAAGUACCUCAGUGCGCCCGAGAGAGAACACCUUGCAUCCCUCAUCAACCUCACUCCGCAGCAGAGAGGGUGGGUGGUGGGCGCCUCCACCCUCGCCGGGUGGGUGGUGGGCGCCUCCACCCUCGCCGGGUGGGUGGUGGGCGCCUCCACCCUCGGCGGGUGGGUGGUGGGCGCCUCCACCCUCGGCGGGUGGGUGGUGGGCGCCUCCACCCUCGGCGGGUGGGUGGUGGGCGCCUGCACCCUCGGCGGGUGGGUGGUGGGCGCCUCCACCCUCGGCGGGUGGGUGGUGGGCGCCUCCACCCUCGCCGGGUGGGUGGUGGGCGCCUCCACCCUCGGCGGGUGGGUGGUGGGCGCCUCCACCCUCGGCGGGUGGGUGGUGGGCGCCUCCACCCUCGGCGGGUGGGUGGUGGGCGCCUCCACCCUCGGCGGGUGGGUGGUGGGCGCCUCCACCCUCGGCGGGUGGGUGGUGGGCGCCUCCACCCUCGGCGGGUGGGUGGUGGGCGCCUCCACCCUCGGCGGGUGGGUGGUGGGCGCCUCCACCCUCGGCGGGUGGGUGGUGGGCGCCUCCACCCUCGCCGGGUGGGUGGUGGGCGCCUCCACCCUCGCCGGGUGGCCCCUGCCCUCUUCGGUCGGUUAUUACUGA
Messenger RNA from Procambarus clarkii (red swamp crayfish), 1862 nucleotides. Lineage: Eukaryota; Metazoa; Arthropoda; Malacostraca; Decapoda; Cambaridae. The record is from RefSeq and is a predicted model, not a curated record.